UUGCAAUGCAGCGAGAGAGGUUUCUUGUCGUCUCAACCAUUCAUUUUCGGGACACGGUCACUUUCCCCCUUUUUUCGUCUUUCCCCCUCUUCCACCAACAACUCACCUCGAGGGACACUCAGAAGACAGCGUGUCAUUGCUGCAGCAAGUGUGCCACGGGCGCCGAGUCAACAGCCCGUGGCAACCUGUUCCAGAACGUUUGGAAAUGAGCUCGUAAAGUUUGCUCGAAUCGUGUCAUGGCCCAACCAGAUAACUUUCUAUCCCAAUCGCGGCAAUCGCGACAUCUACACACAGCCCACAGCGACACAGGGUGCGCUUAUACUGGUACAGUUGUUGGAUCUACAGACUUUAUACGCCUUUCCAAAUCCGCCACUCGCCGUUCGCCAUCACACGUUCCUGUUCUUCCCUCCGUCAAGCUCACAUUACCUAAGCAGCACUACGCUGGACAGCAAGGGGGACCACCGCGACAACGCCCUAUUCUCAUUGGCUGCAAGAAAAUAUUCUCUCUCCCUCGGUGACCCUCAACCACAAACUCAUAUUGGGUGUGCGCGCGUGUGUGUGUGUGUGUGGGUGCGCGCCGCCGCCGUCGACCUUUAUCAUGAUGAAACCCCCAGUCCCUCUCCGCCACUCUCCCUUCCUCUUCUCACGAGCGUGUGCCCUAGCACGGAGCAACAAUGCGCACCGCCACGCCUUAACGUCGCCGCGACUUGUCCGGUUCCAGGUCACGACAACACCAUCGGCAUCCUGCAUGACCACCUGCAGCUCCAGCACAGCCCGCACUGCCUCACGAGUCACUUGUUCGGGCUCCUCCACUCUCCCUGUUACCCGCUCCCCUUCUCGCCCAACCACCACAGCCCGCCGCAUCCCAUCGCCGAUCAUGACCGCCGGCGCCGCCCAAACCCGGUCAGCGUGCGGGUGCGCGUGCAGCGGCGGCGGCGGCGGCGGUGGUGGUGGAUGUGGCGGCUCCCGUGAUACCGCCGGCGCCGACCCCCGCCCCAAGGGUCCGAGGACCGCAUACAUCGCCCUCGGCAGCAACCUCGGCGACCGUGUUGCCUGGAUCGAGCGGGCCUGCGCCGAGAUGGACUGUCGUAACAUCAAAGUGAAACGCACCAGCAGCCUCUGGGAGACGGAGCCCAUGUACGUUCUAAAGCAGGAUAGAUUCGUCAAUGGAGUUUGCGAGGUUGAGACUGAACUCGAACCUCUGGCUCUUCUCGACGAGCUGCAGGAUAUCGAGCGUACAAUGGGUCGCCAGAAGGUCAUCAACAAGGGCCCGCGCAACAUUGAUCUUGACAUCCUUCUGUAUGGCGACGAGAAGGUUGAGCACCCUCGCCUUACCGUCCCUCACAUCGGCAUUCCCGAGAGGGAGUUCGUCCUGCGACCCCUGGCCGAACUCAUCCCCGAGAAGCCUCUCUACGCCUCUAACCCCUGGAAACUCACCUUGGACUACCUCAACGAGCUCCCCCCGUCAGCGGCGCCCCUUUCACCGCUGACCCCCAUUUCCGCCUCUCGGCCCCCGCUCGCCUCCCUCUCCUCCAGCCGCCAAACCAGCGUCAUGGCCAUCGUGAACGCCACUCCGGACUCCUUCUCUGACGGCGGCGUCCACAACUCCAAAAACCUCGUAUCAACCCUUAAAUCCUUCGCCGCUGCCGGUGUCACCAUCAUCGACGUCGGCGGCUGUUCCACCGCCCCCGGCCGCCCCGAGGUCCCCGUCGACGAGGAGCUGGCCCGCGUCCUUCCGGUCAUCAAGCUCAUCCGCGGCCUGCCUGAACUCGCCCAGGUCGCCGUCAGCGUCGACACAUACCGCGCAUCCGUCGCCGAGGCUGCCGUCGCUGCAGGCGCCGAUAUCAUCAACGACGUCUCGGCUGGCCAGCUCGACCCCGACAUGUUCCGCGCCAUGGCUCGCAGCAACCGCACCGUCUGUCUCAUGCACAUGCGCGGCACGCCCGCCACCAUGAACUCACUGACGGACUACCCGGAUGGCCUAAUUCCUACCGUUGCGCGCGAGCUGCUCGACCGCGUCGCCGAGGCCGAGGAGGCCGGCGUGCGCCGCUGGCGCAUCAUUCUCGACCCGGGCCUAGGCUUCGCCAAGACGGGAGCUCAGAACCUGGAGAUCCUGCGCCACAUGGAUGAGCUGCGCUCAUGGCCUGGUCUGGAGGGUUUCCCCUGGCUGGUUGGUUCCAGCAGAAAGAGCUUCGUGGGCAAGAUCACGGGCGUUUCGAAGCCCCAGGAGCGUAUAUGGGGCACGGCGGCCACAGUGGUCUCGGCCGUGCAGGGCGGCGCGGACAUUGUGAGGGUUCACGACGCCGUUGAGAUGUGUCAGAUUGUCAAAAUGGCGGAUGCUAUCUACAGGCACUAAGUGGUCGUGGGAAGGUAUGAAAGGUUUAAGAGACUGAACAAUACUUGCACAGACAUUAGCGUUUGGCAUCCAGGAUGGUUAAAUUAUCCGAUCGUACGAAAGAUGGACGGUGACUGAAAUGGUUCAACAGGGUAUUCAAUGCUAGAGAGCCCCUGGGACUAUGCAGCUAUGCAUACAAUGAGCAUAAAGAGUUUCGGAAGUAAGAGUGUCGUAUGGAGAGAUUUGAUCUUCCCAAGGCCGAUGGUUGCAUUUCCACCACAAUUUUACACCGACCUAUCAAAAGAAGCUUUGGGGACAGACAGGUCGAGUAUCCCCCCGCGGCGCGAACGCUGGCAGCAACCAACGGCCAUCAUCCUCAAACCGAUCACGUAUACCCUCCUCCCUUGCGGGCACAACUCCCCUUGGCCCCCCGCGGCGGCGAUGCUCUUCCCCCUUUGAUCGACUCGAUCGCCAGCUUGUUGAGCCGUCAUUCCACUGUCCCGUCAUCCCUUAACGGCGGGACCAGAAUCCGCACCAUAGCGGGGUCGGGACCUGGGCCUCCUCCUAGUAACUUCUGCAAGAGAAGUUUAUGACGGCGGUCUGCCUGGGCGCACGUGGCGAGAAGUAGCAAGAGUGCGGCCGUCGCGAUGUGACGAUACUGCAUGAUGCGUACGCGGGCCGGUCUCCGUGUGGCCAAGAUUGAUAUUUGAAACUGGUGCGUUUGAAGCGGCGAGUUGGUUUUUGAUCGAUGGACUCGGGUUUGGAGGGAUUUUUGGCUGAGGUCUUGCUGGAAAGUGGAUGGAGCUGGGCCAAGGCUUAGGUGGAACUGAAAAGGGGUGAUGAGCGAAAUGGAUGCAAUGGAUGCUCUCUAGGUAAUUAUAGAUGAGGGUCUGCACGACCUUGUCUUUGCAAGAUAGCCAGAAAGGUGAACAUGA
Messenger RNA from Colletotrichum destructivum, 3270 nucleotides. RefSeq names its product Putative Pterin-binding domain, 7,8-Dihydro-6-hydroxymethylpterin-pyrophosphokinase, HPPK. Gene Ontology annotation, biological process: tetrahydrofolate biosynthetic process. The transcript has 3 exons. Bases 599 to 2356 code for a protein of 585 amino acids. Lineage: Eukaryota; Fungi; Ascomycota; Sordariomycetes; Glomerellales; Glomerellaceae. Gene Ontology annotation, cellular component: mitochondrial envelope. The record is from RefSeq and is a predicted model, not a curated record. Gene Ontology annotation, molecular function: dihydropteroate synthase activity; 2-amino-4-hydroxy-6-hydroxymethyldihydropteridine diphosphokinase activity.